Molecule: messenger RNA, 838 nt
Organism: Momordica charantia (bitter melon)
Lineage: Eukaryota; Viridiplantae; Streptophyta; Magnoliopsida; Cucurbitales; Cucurbitaceae
Biological process (GO): regulation of DNA-templated transcription
Molecular function (GO): DNA-binding transcription factor activity
Source: RefSeq, a predicted model, not a curated record
GAUUUAAAUAGUUCCUUCCUCUUUAGCCUUUCCCUUCGUCAAUUCAAAUUUCGCUCUCUUUUUCGCGCCACAGAACCAGAAUCAGGGAACUGGGAAGGAUUUAGUGAGCCAUAUCAAGGGAUACUUAGAUUUGAGUUGAGAUGAGGAAAGCAAAUCAAAAUUCUAACCCAAUAAAAGGAGAACAAGCUUACUCCAGCGAUGAUUCUUCAACGUCUGAGGAGCAAAUAUCAAGUCUCACUUCUUUAGAUGAGAACGUUUCCUCCUCCCAAGAUGAUCGUAGCCACGAUGAUUUGAAGUUUCAAAAGUUUAAACUAAGCUUAAGAUCAAAUGUGAUUUUGGAGGACUACGAAGAAAUAAGAAAUGAGAAGAGGAAGCAAGCCAAUCGAGCUAAGAGGUCGAGAUUGCGCAAACAAAAAGAAAUGAAAGAAUUGGAAGCAAUAACGAACACACUAAGGGAAGAAAUUUCGAUUCUUACAAUGCAAAUGAAAACACUUUUAGAGGACUGCGUGGCACUCAUGGAGGAGAACGCUUCUUUAAUGGAUGAGCUAGAAAAACAGUGUGGACCAGAAGCAGUAGAUGAUCUCGAGACUGCAAAUUCUUACAGAGGUGAUAAAUGAAGCAAUUCCAAGUUCGUUCGGACAAAACCAAAGACACAUUAUCAAAUAGAUGGAAGCUUCAAAAUUUACUUUCUAUAGUCUCUCGUAGAUGAACCAGAAUGACAAAUAGAUAGAAAAAUAUAUUAGUACACAAAUUGAAAGUUGAGAGAUGUAUUAGACAUGACUUUAAAAAUUUAAAGACAAUACUUGUCAUUUGGAGUAAUUAUACUUGGAUUUCAUUA